This is a messenger RNA of Mercenaria mercenaria, 4605 nucleotides long. RefSeq names its product multiple epidermal growth factor-like domains protein 10. The record is from RefSeq and is a predicted model, not a curated record. The transcript is spliced from 4 exons. Bases 1155 to 2882 code for a protein of 575 amino acids. Gene Ontology annotation, molecular function: scavenger receptor activity. Lineage: Eukaryota; Metazoa; Mollusca; Bivalvia; Venerida; Veneridae.
CGGAACAUAUUACACUUAAAAUAUUAUAACUUAAAAAAUAUAAAGAACUUGGAUUUACAAAUAAAACUGAUAAAUUUACGCCGCAAGCAGAUAAGUACAGAUUAUGUUUACUAUAAUAAUUGAUACAAAAUGAAUUUAGGGUAAUCGUAAACUGAUGUGGUUGUGACAGAAGUAUAAAAUAAUAUUUUUGAAUGUCUUGCAUUGCCAACAAGUAAAUUUCCGUAUUACCUAAGUCAACAAUCUUCGCUGUAUUCCUGUGUAUUUUUGAUUUUUAUAUAUAAUGACGAAAUGAAACUAACUCUUUCUGUUUGAUUAACACUUUCUGUUUGAUAUAUCUCUGUUAUACCAAAAGUCUUCAAAAUUGGUUACAUACGGAAACCCUGAUGUCUCAUUUGGACUUAUUCCUUAAUACAUACUUAUUAUAAGUUAUUUGUUAUUUUUUCUGACUUCAUUGUUAAUACCCAUUUAUUAUUACUUAUUUGUUACGACCUAAAGUUUGAAAGAGAGGGAAAAAAGAAUCUCUGGUUUAAGCAAAUGUAGCAUGGUUUUAAAGCGUGUAGCCGCUAGUUAACGAUUUUGUCAUUUUAGACACCUAUUACAACUGGAUCAAACAGUCAAAUCGAUUCCAUGAAAAAUAUAUAAAGCACGAUUUAAAAAGUUCCAUUUAUAUAAGGCACAUAUAAUAAAGUUUUACUCACGCGUUGAUGUCUUAGCUCUUAUUCUUUGCAUGUCCGUUUCUUUGGAGAUAACUUAAGCGUAGUUCUUUCUAGAUUAGCUCUAUAAUAAAAUAAAACUACAAAUUGAUCGUUUGCAAGCAUAUGGAGCAACCAAGCAUGCAUGUGUUUGAUUUAGUCUAUUUGUGAGAUGUAAUGAAAACUGCAAUAUCUCUCAUGUCCUGCUUGAGUAUAGUAAGUUGAAUGAAUUCAUUGUCAUACUGCAAUACUGCGACAGUAAUAACGAUAAUACUUACUGUUUAAUUGCUUUAAAACUAGAUCCGGCCGUACUUUCUGUCGUGAUUUUUCCACAUUUUGGCAUAUUUUGGUAAUUUUUAUUAUUCUAAAAAUGCCUUAGGUCUUGCAUUGAAUAUGUGAUGAACUUCCCUUAGAGAGACUAAUUUACAAUAAGUCAAUUCCUACAUCAUUCUUUUAUUUUAGAUGUCACCUUUGCUCCAUAUCGCUUUCAUGCUGUUUGCCAUAAAGUGUGGAUCUAGCGUAUCGAUAUGUAGUCCAGGAUGCAAAUGUAUCUGGACCGGUUAUUGUCAUGGCUGCAAUGAUGGAUAUUAUAUGAAUAAUAAAAAACUAUGCGAAAACUGUUCAGCAAAUUGCUUAACAUGUUCAUCAAAUCGAAAUUGCACGGAAUGUAAUGCAGGCUUCUAUUUAAAACCUUUUGACAACGGUGAAAAUAUCUGCCAUCCGUGUGCUGAAGGUUGCAGCGUGUGUUCUUUCAAAGAUGAGUGUUAUCAGUGUGACAAGGAAUACUUUAGGAAUGGCGGGUUGUGUAGAAAAUGUCCCAAAAACUGUAAAAUUUGCAAAUCAGAAAAUGAAUGUCUUAAAUGUAACGACGGUUAUCAUCAAAAUGGCACAUUGUGCUUGGAAUGCCCUAGAGGGUUUUACUGGCUUAAAUCUGUUUGUUUACCUUGCCUCGAAAACUGUGCCUCAUGCACGAUGCAUUAUGAAUGCACUGAAUGCAAACCUGGAUAUUUUGGACGUACGUGUACACAAAGGUGUUCUCCUGGAUGCAUAGGCAACGCAUGUGAACAGAAAAUUGCAAAAUGCAGUUGUCAAGACAACUUUAUUGGUGAAUCGUGUAAUUCAUGUAGUCCUGGAAAAUUUGGGCCGACUUGUAAUCAAGACUGUCCUAAACGGUGUUGGACUUGUGAUUCAUACGAAAACUGUACUGUUUGUGCUGAUAGAUAUGUCGGUAAUAGGUGCGAUCAGAAUUGCUCUAGUGGAUGUUCGGAGACUGGCUGUAACCCAAUAAACGGUUUUUGCGAUAAAUGUAAGUCUUCGUAUUAUGGACAUAGAUGUGAAAUGAAGUGUCCAAGAGGGUGUUUAAAUGACGUUUGCGACAGGGAAACGGGUGUCUGUCAUCAAUGUAAACCUCUUUUCAACUGGCCAAAAUGUAUAACUUGUAUGGAUGGAUAUUGGGGUAACGACUGCAGAAGCGAUUGUCCCGACAGCUGCCGUUCCUGUUUAUCCACUACAGAAUGCACAAAAUGCAAAGUUGGACAUCAUGGUCAGAUCUGUGAAAAGAAAUGUUCCUAUGGCUGCUUAUUAGAUUCAUGUGAUCAAGACACGGGGAUAUGCUCUGAAAACUGUAAAGUAAACUUCACCGGAACGUACUGCAAUCGGUGUAUAUCUGGAAUGUAUGGAACUAAUUGUAGCGUAUCAUGUCCGGAGAACUGUUAUGGUGGGAUGUGUGAUACACGAGAUGGGAUAUGCUUGCUAGGAUGCAUUCCCAAAUUUCAUGGUCCUCGAUGUGCGUUGGUGUGUAGUAGUAACUGCGUGAAGAAGUUAUGUGACUGGUCAACAGGUAAAUGUAACUUUGGAUGCAAUGUUGGCUUCUACGGAGAAGAUUGUCGUAAUUCAUGCAGCGAUAAUUGUCGCAACAUAACAUGCGAAAGAGAGACAGGAUCAUGUGUCAAUGGAUGUCUAGAAGGUUUUGAAGGAGAUUCAUGUUUACAAGAACAUGUCUAUGCAGAGCCAGCUGAAGAACAGACUAAAGAAGGAACGCCAAUGAACAUUUUACAAGAUCAAGUCAGCCAAGAAGAUGUAAAACCAAACAGUCAUUUGUACAUUCAUCCGAUAUAUUCUGUAUUCCAAAACACACCUGAAUAUGAAGAUAUUGAUAACAAAAUAUUAUCGUCCGGAUCAAAUUUUUAACUGUAGGAAAGAAGUGUUAUAUACACUUCUGAAACAUUGUAUGAGAUUUAGAUAUUUGACAUAAUAUAUGUUUUAUGUUAAAUUGGAAACACAUUAAAUUGGAUUAUUCUUGUAUCAAAUACGGAUACUUUACGACUAGAAAAAGGUCAAAUUAAAAAGAUCUAUAAUUGUUAUCAAUGAAAUUAAAACUUCCGAUGUGUUAUGGAGGAAAACAUUCCAAUGAAAGAGAGUGAACGUGCAUCAAAUCUUUAACCUUAUAUCUGGACGCUGACACUGGCUGCGGGAUAAGUAGGAUAGCUAAACAAAUUAUACCCUUAUGUGUUAAUAUAACACUUUAACAAGGGCCAUUACUCUGAUGUUUUAGCAAUUAUGCCUAUUACCUAACUUAUUUGUGAUCUUGUGACCAUUUGCAAUGAUCAAAAGAUGAGGUGUCUAUAAAAAGUUUCAUGAAGAUUUCUCAAAAAAUACGUAAUCAUAACUGUAUGUCAAAAUAACUUGUAUAUUAGCUGUAUUAAUAACUUGCUUUAUAAGAACAGAUAAUGAUCGACUCCUUUUGUCAUUUUGUCAUUUCUAUUAUAAAAUUUAAUUGCUCUAAUUUUGUUAGUUACAGCCAUAACCAGUCAAUUUCGAGAGCAGGUAUUCAUUGUAAAAUACCAUAUACGAAGUAAGACCAAUCAGAAACGCUCUCUAUCAAAAGCACAAAUCAGAUAGCAUAGAGUGAGUGAGUGAGUUAGAUUUUACGGCGAACCGACGCAUAAAGGUCAUAUGUCGCUAAGAAAAAGUUAUAUUAAAAAUGUUAAUUGUGAAACAUUAAUUUAAAAGUAUAAAAGUAUAUACAUAAUUAUACAGUGUUAAACGUAUCAGUUGCAAUCAUAAUGGCAUUGAAAAAGAUGUAAAUAAAAAAAAUAUAAUGUUCAUAUUUUGUGAUAAAUGCCUGUCGGUUAUUAAGGAUAAAAUAUUGCCGAAUGAAACUUUUUCAAACAAUUCUUUCAAAGAGUGAUAAGAGUGAUGGCUAUUGAUAAUAGAGAAUCGCCAUUACAUCUGAGAACUGUUACAUGUAUGAUUUAUAUAUUCAUAUUUAACAUUGAAUAUUAAAGUCUGUUUAUUAACAAACUACAGGUAAUGCAUUGCAAAACAUUAUGUGAUCUUUUCCCAAGACCUAUAUGCAAACGAAUAUUUGAUAUAUUGUUGCGUUUUCAUGUAUUUGUAAGUUUUCUUCGCACCAUUGUUUAAAACUUUAAGUUGACCACCGGACGUUGACCGCCAUGUUUGUUUACAUUUUGUAUGUACACAUUACAUUUAACAUAAUACAAUACAAUAUAAUAUAUUUGAUAAUAGAGAAUCGCCAUUACAUCUGAGAACUGUUACAUCUAUGAAUUAUACAUUCAUAUUUAACAUUGAAUAUUAAAGUAUGUUUAUUUACAAAUGACAGUGUUACAUCAUUACACCGACAAGUCCUUAUAGAGCCCAUAAAUACCCCAAACAUUGAGAAAGCCACACGGCGACACACGCAUCAUGUGGUUAAAAAUUCCAAAGAUGAUGAUAACAAUUUGCAUGUUUAUUAAAUCGUCUGAGAAUUGUAUUGGUAAUAAUCAUAGGAGCUACAUUAAUUUAAAAAAAAAUAUACAAAAUACAAAAUAUUCAAAUAACAGAAAUGUUUGUUGUUAGUUCCAUCAAACAAUGUCUGAUAUUCCUUUAACUGCCCCGAAAAUUUCACAGAAUU